AUGACCGACAAGCUCCCUCCCAACCUGUUGGCGCUCUUCCAACCGCGUCCACCUCUCCGCUACAUCCCGCCUGGCGAUCGCGCGCCUGAUGACUGCAAAAAGAGUACUAUUGGUGGUGUGGCAGAUCUUCUUGGAGAUUUGAAGCAGUACGGCGAGGAGGUCCCGUAUAAUGCGACCGAAAGUUGGUUGCAGCGCAAUGCGCGUUUGAAGGUGGAGAAGAAGGAGCGCAUGGAACGGCAACUUACUGAAGGAGUUGAGAAAUAUGACCCCUCGACCGAUCCUCAAGCACGUGGAGACCCGUUCAGAACCCUGUUCAUUGCUCGACUGAGCUAUGAGGUUAAGGAAUCCGAUCUGGAGCGGGAAUUCAGUCGAUUCGGCCCUAUUGAGAGAAUCCGUAUCGUCAAAGACACGGAAAAACAGAACCCAAAAAAGCCUCAUCGAGGCUAUGCUUUCGUCGUCUUUGAACGCGAGAAAGAUAUGAAGGCCGCCUACAAGGAAACAGAUGGUAUUCGUAUCAAGGACCGGCGGGUGUUGGUUGAUGUUGAACGUGGUCGUACAGUCAAAGGCUGGCGACCACGUCGUUUCGGUGGAGGCCUUGGUGGACGUGGCUACACAAAGGCCGCUCCAGCUCGCCCAAUGGGACCAGGUGGCUUCAACGCACCCUCCGGUCCUGGUGGGUUUUCUGGCGGAUUCAGAGGUGGAUUCGGUGGCAGGGGUGGUGGAGGCUUCCGUGGAGGCUUUCGUGAUCGUGGAGGAUUUGGCGAUCGGGGAGGAUUUGGCGGCCCAAGGUCAGGUAUCGGUUAUCAGGGUGGCCGCAAUGGAUUCGGCGGUCAAGCUCCACCAAAUGCUCCUUCAGGUCCAGGAGGUGGCCGGAACGAUAGGCGAGGUGAUGGCAGACCUGAUCGUGACAGAAGGGGAACAGGCAGUAAUUCAGAGCCGGUAAGAUCUCGUGACUUUGGUGGUGACCGUGACCGCCGCGACAACAGAGACCGAGAUCGUGAGCAUAACCGCGACCGCUACGGAGAUAGAGAUGGGGAUCGCAGGGAUCGCGACCGGGGGGACCGAGGUGAUAGAUAUGGAGGACGAGAUGACUACUCUCGCAAGAGACACCAUGAAGAUGACGGGUAUGAUGACCCUCGAGCUAAAAGAAGGUACUAA
Molecule: messenger RNA, 1158 nt
Organism: Talaromyces rugulosus
Lineage: Eukaryota; Fungi; Ascomycota; Eurotiomycetes; Eurotiales; Trichocomaceae
Exons: 4
Coding region: 1-1158 (385 amino acids)
Biological process (GO): mRNA splicing, via spliceosome
Cellular component (GO): U2-type prespliceosome; U1 snRNP; precatalytic spliceosome
Molecular function (GO): mRNA binding; U1 snRNA binding
Source: RefSeq, a predicted model, not a curated record